Molecule: messenger RNA, 821 nt
Organism: Scophthalmus maximus (turbot)
Lineage: Eukaryota; Metazoa; Chordata; Actinopteri; Pleuronectiformes; Scophthalmidae
Product: caprin-2
Exons: 3
Coding region: 41-679 (212 amino acids)
Molecular function (GO): protein binding
Source: RefSeq, a predicted model, not a curated record
AGUGAGCGAGUGACCUCAGACGACCCGAGACGGACUCAACAUGUUGCUGCUGGUGUUGUUGUUCUGUGGCCUGACUCUGGCUCAAGACUCUCUGGAAGCUACUGACACGGAACAGACGGAGAAAGCGUCUGUGGGCUAUCCUGUUGUGGGGGACAUCCUGAGAGAACUGGGAGCCAUGAGAGAAAAAGUGGGAGCUUUGGAAAACAGACUGAAGGACAGCGAACAACUGAUUGAAGAGCUGAGAAGCAGAGAGAAAAGUGCUGUGAUGUUCAGUGCAGCGAUGGAUGGAGGUGGAGGUCAUGGACCAUUCAACACAAACAAAAUAUUAAUCUACAACACAGUGUUGGCUAACGUUGGCGCUGCCUACAAUAAGUUCACAGGAAUCUUCACUGCACCUUUAACCGGGGUUUACUACAUUACCUACUUCUAUCACGCUGGAGGAGGAAACCCAGCAAAUCUGUCCCUCAUCAAGAACUACGAAAUGGUGGCGUUGACCUCCGAUCACGGUUCGUCACAUGACGGGGCGGAUAACGGAGGCAACGCCGUGCUGAUAAAUCUGCGGCAGGGCGACCAGGUGUUUGUGCGCAUGCAGGCAAAUUCACAUGUGUAUGCAUCUGGACGCAUGACCAGCUUCAGUGGAUUUCUGCUCAGCAGAGGUUGGGAAGAGCACAGCACAUGAAAAUAUGAUCAUAUCAUAUAUAAGAUGCAUUUUCUCCAGUUAUGUUGUGGUGGCAACAUAACUGGUUCACAUUACAAAGUUCUUCUCUACUGAGUUCCUUUGUUGCAUCCAGAAUAAAUAAAACCCUCUUCUGCCCUAAUGA